Haliotis rufescens (red abalone) is the source of this 867-nucleotide messenger RNA. RefSeq names its product aspartate and glycine-rich protein-like. The coding region runs from base 513 to 815 and encodes 100 amino acids. The record is from RefSeq and is a predicted model, not a curated record. Lineage: Eukaryota; Metazoa; Mollusca; Gastropoda; Lepetellida; Haliotidae. The transcript has 3 exons.
ACAGUUUUAACAUGUUCAACCAUUAGUAUAUCUUCGUAAACCAUUAGUAAAUCUUAGUAGAGCAUGAGCAAAUCUUAGUAAAGCAUUAGUCAGUCUUGCAUUUUUUUACGCUAACCAUACGCACUGACAGUGUUGUCAGUUGAACAGGACAUGCUUAGCCGAACACGUGCUGCCCUCACUGUUAGUAGGCGAUGAUUAGAGAGCGAAUGAGUGAGUUAGGUUUAACGCGUGUCUUGGUGUGGGAGGAAAGUGAUGCAGCUCUCAGAUGUUUAGCAUUUGGUGAAACUGAAGAGCACGGGUAUGGUGCUGACAAAAACCUAGAAACAUAAUCGGGGCGAACUGGUAUUCGAAACCACAAUCAUAGGUUUAUGUUAUGCCCACGGGACUUCGCUCAGUACAGCGAAUUGCGAAUUAUCCAUAAGCCAAUCUUGUCUGUAUUGACAGUAGGCAUCCUCCGUGGUCUAGUGGAUGGAGCGUCCGGUGGGAGAUCGGAAGCUAUUUGAACAGCAGACAUGAAGUUCGCCGUAUUUCUCCUUGUCUUGGCAUGUGUUUGCGCUGUCGCCCUAAGCGCUCCUCGUAAAAGAAGGUGCAGACGCAAAGGUGAGAACGGCAACGGCAAUGGCAACGGUGAGAACGGCAACGGCAAUGGCAACGGUGAGAACGGCAAUGGCAAUGGCAACGGUGAGAACGGCAAUGGCAACGGUGAGAACGGCAAUGGAGAAUGUGACGAAGGGAACAAUGAUGACAAAUAUGACGACUCGAACGACAGCGGUAACGGCAAUGGCAACGGUGAAGCAGUUUCCCAGCGAGCGUAAUCAUGAAUUAAUGUCCUGCAAUCUUGAAUAAAUACUUUUCCCUAUCUUUCAA